This is a messenger RNA of Symbiodinium natans, 885 nucleotides long. The record is from the annotation of a GenBank genome assembly. Lineage: Eukaryota; Dinophyceae; Suessiales; Symbiodiniaceae.
AUGUGGGCACGUUUCCAUCGCCGAGCUUGCACUACGCUGCUGAAGCUGCCGCGUCCUCCUCGCGGACAGGGCCUCCUGCCCCUCCUGGGGCUUGGGGCUGGAGCCAGUGCUUUUGUUUUGAAGCAGCCGUCGAGAUCACCUUGCGCAGCAGAGGAGCAGCAGAAGGUGGCAUUGAUUACGGGGAGUUCCAGUGGCAUUGGCAAGGCUGUAGCCCAGCGCCUCGCGGCCGAAGGCUACCGGGUGGUUGUGAACAGUCACAGCACGGUGGAAGAAGGGACAGCUCUGGCAGCUGCGUUGCCAGGAGCAUUGUACAUACGUGCAGACUGCAGCAAACGAGAGGGCUGCGAGGGCUUGAUCGAGGAGGUUGUCAAGCGAUGUGGCCGGCUUGACCUGUUGAUAUGCAAUGCCGGCGUCGGCAAGGUCAUACCACACGAGAAGCUCGAGCUGAUCGAUGAUGAGUACAUCUACAAGAUCUUCGCUUUGAAUUGCUUUGGACCGCUAUGGCUUAGCCGUGCUGCUAUGCCUUAUCUGAAGCGAGAACCAGAUGCGUCGAUCGUGAUGAUCGGAUCAGUGGCUGGAGUUCGACCAAUGGGCAGCAGCAUCCCAUACAGCAUGACACGCGCUGCCAUGCAUCAGCUCACCAAGCUGUUGGCGAAAAGCUGCGGGCCUGUUCGGGUCAACUGCGUGGCGCCCGGUCUCAUCGAGACCCGGAUUACUGCCGGCAAUGAGUGGGGUGGAAGCUACGACGCGGUAACGCGCUUUACGCCUUUGAAGCGGGUCGGAAAACCAGACGACUUGGCGGAUGCAGUUGUUUGCUGUGCCCGUUCUCAGUACAUGACAGGACAAAUCAUCGUCGUGGACGGCGGGUCAAGUCUGGUUUUCUGA